Molecule: messenger RNA, 1340 nt
Organism: Durusdinium trenchii
Lineage: Eukaryota; Dinophyceae; Suessiales; Symbiodiniaceae
Source: the annotation of a GenBank genome assembly
CACUUCUCUUCAAACAAGUGGGGGGCCUCUCACCUCCUCCCGGAUUACGCCUGAUUCCCUGCUACCUUUCGUUCACCCCCCUCCUCUCUCAAGUUCUGUAAAGUUCUUCCAAGGGCUCUUCAAAUGCUUUUCGACUCAAAGUUGAAGGUGUUCGCUUGGGUGUCAGUCUUGUUGUUGCUGCUGUUCUUAUUUUUCCUGUUCUUCUUGCCUUGAGCUUCGGCAUUGAUGUCCUAUUCAGUUUGGCCAGCUGACCGACCAAAGUACAGUGGCAAAGCGCCAAAUCCCAGACUCUUGCUUAUGCAACAUCGAAGCAUGUGGAUGCCGGAGUUUGACUUCCGUAUUUGUGUGGAUGCUUCACUUCUUGGAAGCUUUCAUGCAGUGCGUCAGAUUCGGUAGGCCGGCGAGACUGUGUCCUCUAUCCAGGCCCGUCUCCGACCCAGAACCUUUGUGUUCGAUUUCCAGCCUCCAAUGACAGGUAUGGCGAGACCUGACGGCAUGAAGAAGGAGCUUGAGGACCUCCGAGAGAUCAUCUCCUUCAUUCUGCACUCGGCCAACAGCCCACAUGACCAGGCCGUGGUUCGGAUUGCCUCCCCGGGCGGCAUGGUGGCAGAUUAUGGCUUGGCAGCGGCGCAGCUCCUGCGGCUGCGGUCUAAAGGGUUGAAAUUGACUGCAUGCGUUGACAAGGUUGCAGCUUCAGGUGGCUACAUGAUGGCCUGCGCAGCGGACACUGUUGUAGCCACACCUUUCUCCCUUGUAGGAUCAAUUGGAGUAUUGAUGGCCACGCCAAAUUUCUCCAAGAUUCUGAAAAGGAAUGACAUCGACUUCAUUCAGCUCACCGCGGGGAAGUGGAAGCGAACAGUGGGCCCCUUCUCGGAAGUCACUGACGAAGCCAGAGAAAAGGCACAAGAGGACAUCCGCAUCGUGCACGAAGCGUUCAAAGGCUUGGUCCAAGAGCAGCGUGGUGGCCUCAAUGUGGAUGAGGUGGCCACCGGCGAGGUGUUCCUUGGGGCAGAGGCCAAGUCCCGUGGCCUGGUGGAUCGCUUGGCCACCAGCGAUGAGGUCCUUGACGAGUUCAUGGGUGUGUCAGACGUCAUUCAGGUGUCCGUCGCAGCAAAGAAGAAGGGCGUGCGGGAAUUGCUGGAAGGCAGGCUGGAGGCUGCAGAAGUCGCAUGUGGUGCCUUUUGGCAGCGCCUCACUGGCUCUGGCUCGGUGGUCCUGGAAUCAUCUGACCCUAAGAUCCAGUGAGGUCAAAAAGCCAGGCCGAUCAGCCCUGUGGGGACAAUGCUGGGCCUCACUUGUGGUCAUUUUGUGCCAAUGUGCACGGGCUCAUCGUUUGGAGA